This is a messenger RNA of Egretta garzetta (little egret), 4431 nucleotides long. It is a transcript of the gene NSL1, whose product is annotated as NSL1 component of MIS12 kinetochore complex. The record is from RefSeq and is a predicted model, not a curated record. The transcript is spliced from 8 exons. Bases 1 to 948 code for a protein of 315 amino acids. Gene Ontology annotation, cellular component: MIS12/MIND type complex; kinetochore. NCBI's taxonomy places the organism in Eukaryota, Metazoa, Chordata, Aves, Pelecaniformes, Ardeidae. Gene Ontology annotation, biological process: mitotic sister chromatid segregation.
AUGACUCCAGUGGACAAUUCUGCUUUAGGACUAACUAACACUGCGCUGCUCCUCUGGCGAAACCUCUUGAACCGGGUGAACUCCCAGGCACGGCAAAACGAACCCUGGGAAUCUAAACACGGGGCAGGCAUCAGCAGCGGGAGAGACCGCAGAGACAGCGGGUUUAAGAACUUCGAAACAGCGGUGCGGGAGAACGUUACCAUUAAUGGGCAGCCCUGGGAGGAGACUUCGGAUGACUCCAAGCUGCAGAGUGGGGCCUUUCCAGCUGCAGAUGUCGCGUACCAGUGCCUGGAAGGGGGGUGGCUUCUCAAGCUCUCCUGUAUCUUGCAGAACUUCGAAACAGCGGUGCGGGAGAACGUUACCAUUAAUGGGCAGCCCUGGGAGGAGACUUCGGAUGACUCCAAGCUGCAGAGUGGUUCCAGCAUCAAAAUUCUUGAAGAUCAAUUUGAUGAACUAAUAGUAGAGACAACAACAAAGCGUAAGCAGUGGCCUAAAAAGAUACUGAUGCAUGCUAUCCAAACCAUGAAAGCGGAGCAAGAGAUGUUGAAGCUCUACCAGCCUUUUGUAACACCAGAAGAGAUAAGAUCACAGCCUUCUCAAGAUGCUUACAUUGCAGAUCUGAAGCAGGUGAUGGAGAAGGCAUCCGAACAGAUCAGUGGAGCAAUGAAGUCUCUCCCAGUGCUAAUAGAAAGAGCGGAAGGUUUUUCCCAAGCGUUAACUUGGCAACCAACCUUGGAACUCUGCAAGCUGCGGCAAGAAGUCUUUGCUGGUUGCAAGGCAAAGGAGGAAAAUAAUGUCCAAAAUUUCAUAUCACCAGGAGAAGUCACACCAACAGAUGCCGAUACCAGUAAAAAUUCUUGUAUUUUGCUAAAAAGAAAAAAAGCUGCAGAUUCACCAGAAAGAAGACGCUACCCACUUCGACGGAGGAAGAUUGCUCUCAGCACGUGAAUUUCUUGUUUAGAAUUUUCAUAUUGGAAUCUCAGUUGUAGUCUUGUUCAGUGUGCUCAGUCUUUUUUUCUUAAAACUUCGUCUCCCCUCUAAUUCAAUCUAUAUAUGGGAGCCUCCUUAAUUAUUUAGUCUCUGAUGCUUUUAAAUAUUUCUAUUUUUACUGUCACGCUGAUGGUAUAUGAAAGCCUACGCAUACCAGUAGCAUCCGAUAUCCAGCAAGUAUAUUUGCUGAUUAACUCUCUUUUUUUGCUCUUUUGUUACAGCAUUUAGCUUGAGUCCUCAUGCUUCUCAGAGUUUGUACACAUGCUUUACGUAUGUGGGCAGUCUUUUAGUAAACCACUAAGUGUUCAUUUACAUUAGGCAUGUUUCUAAAGAGGUUGGAGAAUGUCUAACUCUCCUAAUGCACCUUCAUUUAUUACUGAAUUGGGUGGCUUAUUUUCUUUUUUUAAUAAAAAAAGAAAUACACACUGGAGCAUAUUGAAACACCAGAUUUGAUAUGAUGUUACAGUUUUUAGAAAAUGCACGUGCAAAUGUUACAUUGGUCCCUGCUAUUCUGCCUUUCCUGAAUUUAGGUCAGCGGGGCUUAUUUAUAGUCACGUUUGUUUAAACUUGGAUUUUUAGUAAUUGUAUGUAUUUACUUGCAGCAUGCCCUUCUGAACAAGGAUUCCACCAUCCACAUCUCACCAUCUGAUAUUUCAUUUCAUGUAAUCCAAUUAUGCAGUCUGGGGGUUUCCUGGACAAUAUUUCUACACAUUACAGGAUCUUGACUUGGGUCACGUAUGCAUUUGUGAUGUUUGACUAAACUUGGGAGAUCAGUGCAGGCUACCCGUAAAUGGUAUUAAGUUGAGCUAGCUUACUUUUUUUUUUUUCUGUACACAUUAGUACCUAGACGAUUGCAUGAUAGUGCUAAAUUGAGCAUUGUGCCUUACCCAUUCAUAACUGUUGCUGGUUUAUGAUUGCAUGUGCUUGCAGCAAAUACAUCUAAUACUUGACGUAUUUCUGACACAGUAAAUGGAGGGUUUUUGUAGAAGCUGUAUUGAUGAAAUGUACUGUGGUAAGGAGAUGGGUCCGACUUAACGUCCGAGAGGCUGAAAGUUUUCAAGAAAAUGUGUGACAGAUUUUAGCAUAGUUUAUUUUGUAAAGAUGAGCACCUGUACUGAGACUUUGUAUAUUUAAUCAUAUGUAAAUACUUGUUUCCCCCCGCUCUUGUAUAUACAAAUGUGUGUUUUUAUACAAAGUAAAUUAAAUCAAUUAAGGAAGAUCAAAGUUUCAGAUAAUGAUGUCAGUUUAAUCCUGGAAUAGAUGGUGACUGAACAGUGAGUGUACUUCAGAAGACAUCUGUGUUAAAUUUUGGCUCAAGUAACUGAAGUUGUUCCAUUUACUGCCUUUGAACUCACAACUGUUACUAAUCUCAGGCCUACAAAGCGUCCAAUGUAAGAGAGGACGGGAUCUGAGGGGGACUGGAGCUGUGGAAUGUGAGACUGGGACCGUUUUUCACACGGCAGCUUGGUGUUGUAGUGGCUUUGAGUACGCGUGCUCCGUUGAAAAUCUCCACCAUGGUUUUCUUCACCAAGAUCCACAGAUACUCUUUUUAAUCUGAGCGUUCCUAGGCUAAGAUGAGCCCUGCAAGAUCUUGCAUGGCUACCAUUAAGGUAUGGGAGCAUUUUCUGUGUUAAUAGGAAGGUUGCCUGCUAUUCUCUGCGAAUAAUGAUAGGCAAGCACAGAAAAAAGCUAGGAAUCAGCACAGCUCUUUGAAGAGGUCCCAUCAAAAAUGGCCAAGGUAGAACAAAUGCCUUAAGAAAUAAGGAGGGGGAGCACUCGGGAUUAAGAUUUAAUAAGCAAAUUAACGAAUUCACCCUCCAGUGCGUGUUAGAGAUUGCAGGAUAGUUGGUCUGCACGGUAUUUGAAGGAAGAGGGAGUAGAUGCCCUGAGCUAGGCCUUGUUGGGCCUUGUUCCGUGGCCCUUGCUUCAAUCGCGGUUGGGUGGAAAAAAAAAAACAAAUGCAUCUGGAAACACUGGCCAAGUAAAUAGUGUAAAGAAGGAUGAAGAAAACAAACAAGAUUCCAAGUGCAGCAUAUAAACUAUGACUUUACAGAUCUCUUGACGGCUACUUCUGGCCAAGCGGCAAUGGAAGGUGUCAGGGGACCUCCCUUGAAAUGCAAGUUCUGUGAUGAGCUAAACUCAAUGCUUGAAUGUUCAGCUGUUUUUCAAAUGGUUAUUUAAAAUUCCUACAGCAAGUGAUACCUACAACUAGCCAUGCCUCGGAUCUGCUCUUCCCACUGGCAGAUAUAUAAGAAAUACUUCAUUUUUUUCCCAUUCCAGUAGGCUUUUGUCCUUCAGUUAACUUUUCAUAGAAAUCAGCAGUGUUGUGCAAGACAAGCGUCUAAUCGGGCUUCUACUGAAAUGUCACAACGUCCAAACUUCUUAUUUUUAACUUGGGGUGAAUUGGUAUUGCGUCAGGAAAUGUCUGGUAGUUUUUCUUUAUAUAGCCUUUGGAUUUUGUAAGACAGCUCAAUGGUGAUGGAUGCUUGGGAACAUUUGCAAACCGACUUUGAAUUUCUUGGCUUUUGGGGGUGGGAUGGAGCACCUCGCUGUUUGUUAGUGUGUACUGUCAGCGGUGUGCUCAUUGCUUGGGUAGGCCAUCCCUACCCAAGAAAAACUCACAGAUUGGAGCAGCAUCCAUGCACGCUUUUGCUGCGUGUAGUUUCUGAACAAAGGGGAUUACAGGGGAUGGCAAGCGGCAUGCAGGGAAGCUCCCCUUCCAGAAAUCUUCACGUGGACAACCAACGUCUGUUUGGAAGCUUGGGCGUGCUUGGUGCUCGGAAACCCAGUUUGGGAUACGUGCUGUUCUUUAGAAGAGCCACCCUGCGCUGCGUUCAGCGACUCUAGUCUGCAUGUGUGUAGGCUGCUUCAGUGCUGACAAAAAUCACUGAUAAAGCGCCAUUAUAAAAUGUAAACUCAGCUGACUCGACUGCUUUCUGGGCUUGUUUUCUCUCCUGCAUAGAAACGCUCUGCCUUCACUGCUGCGUUACCUGGAAUUACUGUGUAGGCAUUUCUACAGAUGUACCAGAGAUAGCUUUAAUACUAAGCAGAAAUCAGUUCCCACAAGCAAAUUUUGACUUUCCAUUUCCUUUGCCACUUUGAACAAGAGCAGUCUGUAUUCAGGCUCAAGGGGACCAUCCUGUGACUCGUCCCAUACUUGUGGGAUCCUGGAAACCUUCCUCUACAGCUGCCAGGAGUUACUCAAGGGAGUAGAUAUUUAUUCCGUACUAAUAAAUUCUUGGUAAGCUGCUCAGGACCCAAUGCUUGCUUGUGCAGUUGCCAUUAAGGGCAGCAUUGCUCCUGGAACAGCAUGAGGGCUCUGUGUGGGGUCAGUUCAAAGUCCCUCUGUGGAAGGGGGCUUCUUUUUUCUCCCGCAGAUCACUCUGAAAGGCUGUUGAGGUAUUUCGUCCGCACGGUUCACAGAUUUUAUUGCAAGAGAAU